AUGGAAGCGGCGGAGAAGCGAGGCAAAGUGCGAGUGCUCGUCUGCGGCAACGCCGGGUCGGGGAAGACGACGUUAUUGAGACACGUGAGAGACGAAGUGGACGUAUCGACGACGAUUCAGACGACGGUUCAGACGACGACUUCAACGACUUCAAAAACGACGAGCAAAAGCACAAGUGAAAAUAAAAAGAACGAGACAAAAAUGCUGAACUUACUGGUGGAAAACGUAGAAAGGACGAUUGGAUGCUCCGCGGACGUGAAAUUGAUAUUCCACGAACACGCGAGGACGGAGCAUUUCGUGGAAUUGUGGGAUGUUGGCGGUCACGACCAGUUUAAAGACGAUCGAGCGGCGUUUUUUAGGGACAUAAAUGCUGUCAUUUUAGUGCACGAUGCCUCGCAGAAAAAUAGCGCUUUGACGUUGGAAAGAUGGGCGAGAGAAAUUGCGCAACAAGGGACGUUUGUGGCACCGGAUACGCACACACCAAAUCCGUGGGUGACGAGUACGAGAGAUCCGCACGUUAUAUACGGGUUUGGGGGGUUACCGGUGCCGUGUUUGGUGAUUUCGAACAAGAGCGAUAAAGCGUACGUUCUCGGGAAAGGGGACGUGGCCGGAUUGAAAGCGAAGACGGCGUUUGGCGGAUUUUUGAAGAAGAUUGGCUUGAAAUUACAGCCAAUACUUCCGACGACGACGUCGAAUAGUAAUAUUAGCGGUAGUAGCAACAACGCCAUGGGACUCAUUGACGAGGAUUAUAAUGAUUUAGUUUCCUCGCAAGGAGGUUCGCCGACGCUCGGAUUUCGAAAUUCUCAUCAUCAUCGCCAAGGCUCGAGCGGGAAUAAUAUGGAUUACUUCUUAGACCCGAGAGUACCGAGAGGCGCGUUGGAUAAAAGGCCAAUACCAAGAGGUCUGAGGUGUUCUGCUUUACACGGACGGGUGGAUCAUUCCUCGUUCGACGCGUUCUUUAAAGAGAUAAUCGAUCGGAGGUAUUAUUCAAACCUUUCGGUAAAUCUAUCGUCUGUGCCAUCGACGCAAAAUCAGGCGCCGGACUCGUCAAACUUGAUCAGACGAUCGCACGAUUCUUUUGCCUUUAGCAACGAUUUAGUUUAG
This is a messenger RNA of Bathycoccus prasinos, 1104 nucleotides long. RefSeq lists its product with no specific name. The coding region runs from base 1 to 1104 and encodes 367 amino acids. Gene Ontology annotation, molecular function: GTPase activity. Gene Ontology annotation, cellular component: endomembrane system. The transcript has a single exon. Gene Ontology annotation, biological process: intracellular protein transport. The record is from RefSeq and is a predicted model, not a curated record. Lineage: Eukaryota; Viridiplantae; Chlorophyta; Mamiellophyceae; Mamiellales; Bathycoccaceae.